Molecule: messenger RNA, 1086 nt
Organism: Trichoderma citrinoviride
Lineage: Eukaryota; Fungi; Ascomycota; Sordariomycetes; Hypocreales; Hypocreaceae
Exons: 1
Coding region: 1-1086 (361 amino acids)
Source: RefSeq, a predicted model, not a curated record
AUGUCCCAAUUCCUUCUGGACGAAAACCGGGAAAUACUGCCCAGCACCAACGACAUUGCCGCCAUCGCGGAAAUGGUGAAAGGGGGUCUCCAACAAAUCUUUGCUGAAAAGGCCCGGGACCCCUUUUCCGUCAGCCCCGCCACCGAGAAGCAUGUGCAGAUUCUCUCGACCAGAUGGGACAUGGGAGACUUCGCUGGCCUCGGAAACAUGCCCGAAUACAGCGCUUUGCUCUCCGACUGGUCCCAGCGUAGAAGGGUUGACUACAAGUACGCCGAUGCGCUGGCCCGCCUCGACGAUUUGAACGUCGAGUGUUUUCGGCUGCGGUACGGGAAGUACUUUGCCUCUGGGCUCGAAGAGUUCCAGAGGACCCCUCGGCAUGUCGCGGCACCAGAUGGCAACUUCCAUGUGCCGCUCGCGCUGCCCGGGCUCGAGGAAGAAACCCUGGCGUUUUUCAACACGCACGAAUGGUCUGAGAUCUGGAAGCGCUUGAGACAGGAGCCUUCCCUUGAAUAUGCUCAUCUACACUUGGACGACCAGGCGGCGGAGGCGUCGCCGAUCGUCCGCUUGAUCCAGGUGCUUGCCGGCUUGAACGACAUAUGGGUGCACAGAAUUAUCGAGGCCAUCCAGGCAUAUGUUGCUCUAAGCGGAACCGCACACAAGGGCAUAGCCGAACUUGCGGCUACGAAUAGCAUCAUGCCCUUUACGGGAAUCAUCGAAGAUGAUCUUCGAGACCUCAGCUCUGCCCCGGCUGCGUGCACGGAGGCCGUGCCCGCCAUCCGCGACGCAAUCUUCGUCGCCAUCUCUCGGUACUACACGCUGUGGGUCUGGGAGGAGGACUCGCGGCGAUGCUUGGGGAUGGAGUGGCGGGGUGACAGUUUGGACGUGGCUGCUAUCGGGGUCAUUAAGCGGGCAGACAAGGACUCUGGUGAGCCUUUCGAUGACUUUGCUUCGCAAUUUUCGCAACUGGGCCUCUCUGAGGAUGAAUCGCAAGCUCGAGCAGACAGUGAAGAAGAAGGGGUGGUCGUCAUUUAUACCUACCUAAAUAACAGAGGAGAAGACGUCACAUCCAUGCUCACACGCACUUAG